Schistocerca cancellata (South American locust) is the source of this 2980-nucleotide messenger RNA. RefSeq names its product peptidyl-prolyl cis-trans isomerase FKBP4-like. Bases 154 to 1572 code for a protein of 472 amino acids. The transcript has 9 exons. The record is from RefSeq and is a predicted model, not a curated record. Gene Ontology annotation, molecular function: protein binding; peptidyl-prolyl cis-trans isomerase activity. Lineage: Eukaryota; Metazoa; Arthropoda; Insecta; Orthoptera; Acrididae.
UCAGAAACUAUUGUAACAGAGCUCGUCAUCCCAAGACGCAGAAAGUUCGAAGUACGUGAGGCGAUAUUACGCCUUGGCUGGCUCAUUUAUUAAUUCAUCGGGACUGUUUUGCUUUGUUAUUACGCAAGUUUGAGAAGUCAAAGUACCUGAAAAAUGACGGUUGAGGCAAUGGAAACAUCGGAGUGUAAACCGCAUGUGCCAGGGCCGAACGCGGUUGAUAUAUCACCAAAAAAAGACAAUGGAGUUCUUAAGGAAAUUAUUAAAGAAGGAACUGGUUCUGAAACACCAGCUCCUGGAAGUAAAGUUUUUGUGCACUAUAUUGGCACUUUAACCGAUGGAACUAAGUUCGAUUCAAGCAGGGACAGAGGAGAACCUUUUGACUUCCAGUUGGGGAAAGGAACUGUCAUACAAGCAUGGGACAUUGGUGUUGCAACUAUGAAGAAAGGAGAAGUAGCUGUUCUGACGUGCAAGUCUGAAUACGCCUAUGGAAAAUCAGGAAGCCCACCAAAAAUCCCACCAGAUGCAACACUUGUGUUUGAGAUUGAGGUUAUUGACUGGCAAGGAGAAGACAUAUCGCCAAAAAAGGAUGGCAGUAUAACGCGAUACCAAAUUAUUCAAGGUGAAGGCUAUAGUAGUCCAAAUGAUGGGGCAACAGUUGAAGUUAAUUUGGUCGGUAAACACAACGGGAAUAUUUUCGAAGAAAGAAGCAUUACUUUUCCACUUGGUGAAGGAAGUGAAUACGGAAUCUGUGAAGGUGUAGAAAAAGCCCUGGAAAAAUUUAAAAAGGGAGAAAAGUCAAGAAUCAUCAUAAAACCAAAAUAUGCAUUUAAAAAGGAAGGCAAGCCUGACUUAAACAUACCAGGAAAUGCUGAAAUUGAGUAUGAAGUGGAACUAAAAAAUUUUGAAAAGGCAAAAGAAGCAUGGUCUCUAGAUGCUGAUGAGAAAAUUGAACAAGCAAAAUUUUUCAAAGAGAAGGGAACGAAUUAUUUUAAAGCUGGCAAAUAUGCAUUGGCUGUUAAAAUGUAUAAAAAAAUAGUGAACUUCUUAGAGCAUGAGACAGGCUUUGAAGAAGAGAAGGAACCAGAACGAAAAUCACUUCUACUGGCUGGACACUUAAAUCUUGCCAUGUGUUACCUCAAGCUUGAGGAACACUUUGAAGCACGUGAACAGUGUAACAAAGCUCUCGAGGUACAACCAUCCAGUGAGAAGGGAUUAUUUCGCCGUGGGCAGGCAUACUUGGGUAUGGGUGAACCAGAAUUGGCAAAAACAGAUUUUGAAGCAGUUCUAAAACUGGAACCAGAAAACAAAGCUGCAGCAAAUAAUAUUGUUAUUUGUAAUGUAAAGAUAAAGGAGCAGAGGAGUCGAGAGAAGAAGAUCUAUGCCAACAUGUUUGAGAAGUUUGCUCAGAGAGAUAAAGAGAAAGAGGAAGAGUGGCGGAGGAACCAGCCAGACGUGAUGAAGACAUUGGGAGAAUGGGGUCAGGAUGAACGAGAGCGAGAAAUGACAGACUUUGAACGUGAAAAUCCAAAUAUUUUAAUGUUAAAUAAAACUGGUGAAUUCAAGAAUAUGUAAAUGCAUAAUUUAAUAUUACACAAAAUUUCUGAUCUCAUCCCAAUUUCCACUCAUUUAAUGAACCUGGUAAUUAUUUGAUUGUGUAAUAAGAGAGAGAGAGAGUGUGUGUGUGUGUGUGUGUGUGUGUGUGUGUGUGUGUUUUGCUGAUUUAUAUUAAAUGUAUUGUAGACUUUGCCUGUUGCCAUUCAUCCAUUCAUUUAAUUGUUACAUAUAGUGUUCAUCUAGACAGAAGAGUAAUAAAGCAUUUAGCUUAUGUAGUAAAAGUGCAUAUGCCUUUUGCUGUUGUUGGUAAUUUUGUUGAGAAUAACUGUUAUGAAAUCACAGACAUUUCUGAUUAAGAAGAUAAUAGAUUUGUACAACAAUAUUUGUUGGUCAAUUUGUUUUUCAAACCAGUCAUGUAUCUCCAGGGUUAUGGAGUGCCCUUAAAUUUAAUAAACUGAAUACUUGAUUAUUAAGGGCUUCCAAGGUCCCCCCCCCCCCCCCCCCCCCCAUGAGUACUUGGUAAAAUCUCCUAUUAACUAGUCAAUGCAAACCACGUAAUAGUAGUAACAGUAGUGGUGACCAUAAAUAAAGAAAAAUUUUGCAGAUCUCAUUCAGAAGAAUUACCAGGUUUCCGCUUUGUUUUUCAGUUUGGGGACAGAGGCCAAAAGAUAUUAGGCUCUAGACUUCAUCCAUUGUCUAUGGACUGAAAUGUCAAGAGAACCCAACAACUUCUUUUUCAUUUGGAGUAGUUCUUUUUCUCACGGUGUUUCCUCGGAAUUGUUUAAGGCUUAACAUGCUUAUAAAAACAUGGACCAAAUUAGGUUUAUUAUAGUAGCCUUUGGUGAUGUACUGUAUCUCCAUGAUGAAUUAAAUUAACAAUUGGCUAUAUACUGCCUGACCUACCUAAUAUUGCCACAACCUAUGAACUUAUCUAAUGUUAAGUUUUUACAAACUGCAGGUUCCAGCAGCAUUCAUAUCUAGUUACUUUUCCGUGUUUUCCAUUAUGUUAGUAUUGCCAUUGGAUAUGUGGAGGUAAUUUUGAUGUGCUAUGAUGUGACAUCCUGUACACGUUUUCAGAGGACAAACUUUAGUGGAAUAAAAGUCCAUUGAAACCCCGCUUAUUUACUGAUGAUUCCUCCUGGAGUACUUUCACUUUUAUACAAACAUGCAUGAUGAUAACUUGAAUUUAUCAUUAAAUGAGGGAUUCCAUUCCUAUAAAAAUCCAUUAUGUAAUAGUGAAACUUGAAAACAUUUUGUCUAAUUUAAAGUUGUCAUUUACUUAUUUCACAUGUUGUGCUAUCAUUAGGGUAAGUAAUUAUUUGUGUGUUUAUAGAAAAUGUUACAGUGAAAUAAAAAAACUAGGAGAGUUACUUACUGGCAACAGUGCAUAAACAUUAUAGUAAAUAAAACAAAGCAUUUUGGUUGA